Messenger RNA from Betta splendens (Siamese fighting fish), 1666 nucleotides. RefSeq names its product prostaglandin reductase 1-like. NCBI's taxonomy places the organism in Eukaryota, Metazoa, Chordata, Actinopteri, Anabantiformes, Osphronemidae. Gene Ontology annotation, cellular component: cytoplasm. Gene Ontology annotation, biological process: prostaglandin metabolic process. The coding region runs from base 479 to 1468 and encodes 329 amino acids. The record is from RefSeq and is a predicted model, not a curated record. Gene Ontology annotation, molecular function: 15-oxoprostaglandin 13-reductase [NAD(P)+] activity; 2-alkenal reductase [NAD(P)H] activity. The transcript is spliced from 9 exons.
GUGUUCAGUAAACGAGGCAGACCCUGCCUGAUAUUAGUGAUAAUAGGCAUCAGUAAGAAAAAGGCAGGCUCAAGGGACGUUUCUCGUCCCCUCAAGCUUUAUCUUCACAGUCUUUGUGUUUUCAAAUUAAAAGCCAUUGUUUUCCAUGUAGACUUUACAUCAAUUUAAAACGGCAUUGUCAGCCGUAUAUUUGCUUUCUAGCUUAAAAACAUAUUCCAAAGCAACACCGUGACAUGACUGGGUUGUGUAAACAAAUUUAUUAUACCUGCUUCUUCCUGCUUAAGUGUGUGUUUUGUUUUCACUCUCACACUGCUGGUGAAGUUGUUAUACCCGUAGAUAAUCCAAGGAGGUCACCAGAGGAACAGGAACAAUGUACCUGCACUGCUUUAACAGGAAGCUAGUGAAAAAAGCAAGAAGCAAGCAAAGUUUUAUUUACUGUACAUACCCAACUAAUAUUGGCUGACACAAAUAAAGAAUCAUGGUCCGAGCUCAGGCCUGGAUUCUGACCAAGCACUUCCACGGCUUCCCACAGGACAGCGACUUUGAGCUGAAGGUGGAGGAGCUCCCCGAGCUCAAACAUGGGGAGGUGCUUCUGGAGGCGGUGUUCCUCAGCGUUGACCCGUACAUGAGGGCGUACAGCACAUGGCGCAUGAAACAAGGGGAUGUGAUGAUUGGAACUCAAGUGGCCAAGGUGAUUCAAAGUAAUAACCCAUCAUUUACUGUGGGAACGCAUGUUGUUGCUCGUUGCGGAUGGAGAACCCACACGGUCAGCGAUGGAACCGACCUCGUCCCCGUCAUGGCUGAGUGGCCUCAGGACGUGUUGCUGUCCCAGGCUCUGGGGGCCAUCGGCAUGCCAGGACUGACCGCUCUGUACGGCAUCGAGGAGGUCUUGGGGCUCCAGGAGGGCGACACCCUGCUGGUCAACGCUGCAGCGGGGGCCGUGGGCUCUGUGGUGGGCCAGAUCGCCAAAAUAAAGGGCUGCAAGGUGGUGGGUUCAGCAGGCUCCGAUGCAAAGGUGGCAUUUGUUAAAGAGCUGGGCUUUGAUGAGGCCUUCAACUACAAGACUGUAGGAUCCCUGGAGGAGGCUCUGAGGAAGGCUUCUCCAGACGGAUACGACUGCUACUUUGACAACGUGGGAGGUCCGUUUACAACCGCUGCCUUGCAACAAAUGAAGAACUUUGGGAGGGUAGCUGUGUGUGGAAGUAUUUCUAUAUACAACGACUCCACGCCUCAGACAGGCCCGUAUCCGUACCUGACUAUGAUCCAGAAGCAGAUUAAGAUGGAAGGCUUCUUGCAAGGCAGGUGGCAGCAUAAACACCCUGAAUCCCUCAAGCGAUUGAUGACAUGGUUCAAAGAGGGCAAACUGAGGACCAGGGAGCACUUCACAAAAGGCUUUGAAAACAUGCCAGCUGCGUUCAUGGGGAUGCUGAGGGGGGAAAACAUCGGCAAAGCUGUCGUCGCAGUUUAAAGUGGAAAAAAAGGAGCAAAACACAAAUUAGGAUUAUUGAUGUGUGUCAAAUCAUUCAUGGAUUAAUGAGCAAUACGCACCCAACAGUUAAUCGAAAUUAAUUCAAAUUAAGACACUAAUCCAGUUUAUUUGAAUAGUUUUGUAAUCCGUCGUAUAAAUUCUGCACAGAAAAAGCAAUAAAUUGAUGUCUGUACUGUU